Molecule: messenger RNA, 3145 nt
Organism: Chenopodium quinoa (quinoa)
Lineage: Eukaryota; Viridiplantae; Streptophyta; Magnoliopsida; Caryophyllales; Amaranthaceae
Product: pentatricopeptide repeat-containing protein At2g18940, chloroplastic-like
Exons: 1
Coding region: 408-2957 (849 amino acids)
Molecular function (GO): protein binding
Source: RefSeq, a predicted model, not a curated record
AUAUGUUUUGGGAAAUAGAUGGUGGUAAAAAAAAUUGUAAGUGGUAAUUUCUAAAACGACUAUAAUUGUUUAUGGUUAUUGUAAAAUAAAAUAAAAUAAAAUAAAUAAAUAAAUACUUAUACUAGUAGAUAGUUUCUCAAUUCUUGUCAUCUAUCUCAAAAGAUCUUAUGGUGAAGCAAAUGCACACAAGUGCACAAUCACUGAAAAACUACUCCCAAUCUUCUUUUAAUGGUGACCUCUUCUCUCUUUCUGUUAUCUUCUUUCUUUCUCACAUUCAUCCCUUUUCAAACCGCUAAUUUAAUUAUCCAAUUCACUCAAUUUCCCACAAAACUUUAGCCCCUUUUAUCUUCUUCAUUCUCUUCCAUUUCCAUUAAAAUAAAGCUUCAAUCUUUACAUGUUUAGCUCCAAUGGAAGGCACCAUUUUCCCCAACAAACCAACAUUACCAAUUCAACAAGCAAAACCAAAACCAAUUCACCCACAAAAUCAUCAACAACAACAACCAAACAUAGCCUUGAAAUUUAGCUCUGCUACUUUACCUCUUCCUCCUCAAUCCCAUAACCCUCCUCCUUCUUUAGCCAUUGAUUCUCUUCUUCAACACCUUCUUCAUCUUUCUUCUACUCCAACCAAUACCCAUUUCUCUAAAUUCACCAAUUCCAAUACUACCCUUUUGCCUUCUUUGCCACUUUCAUCUCUAAACUCCUUCAAUCAUAAUGGUUUUCAUUGCAUAGACUCGAAUUCCGCCACUCGAAUGGUGGCGGAUGAAGUGGGCAGGAAUAGUGUUGCUUCACUCGAUUUCUUGUCUGAUAAGGGUAAGUUGUUAUUGAAUUCUAUGUUGGGAAUACCCUUGUGUAAUUUGAUUGAUUUCUUUGAUUCUGUGAAAUUUGAUUUGUUAGAAGCUGAUUUAAUCAGUUUAUUGAAGGGGUUAGAUGUUUUGGGGAAUUGGGAAAAGGCUGUUUUGUUGUUUGAAUGGGGUUUGAUGAAUGUUAGGUUACAAGAUAAGAAGAUGAAUUAUCAGGUUGUUGAAUUAAUGGCUAGGAUUUUAGGUAGAGAAUCACAGCAUACUGUUGCAGUUAAACUGUUUGAUGUUAUUCCUCUUGAAGAAUAUACAUUAGAUGUUCGAGCUUAUACCUCGAUUCUUCAUGCUUAUGCUCGAACGGGCAAGUAUAAGAAGGCGGUUUCGAUUUUCGAGAACAUGAAGGAGAAGGGUCUAGUUCCAACUUUGGUGACUUAUAAUGUAAUGCUAGAUGUUUAUGGAAAGAUGGGUAGGUCUUGGGAUAAGAUUUUGUGUCUUUUAGGAGAGAUUAAGAGUAAAGGGCUUAAAUUCGACGAGUUCACUUGUAGUACUGUGAUUUCUGCUUGUGGUAGGGAGGGGUUGUUAGAUGAAGCAAGGAAUUUCUUUGCUCAAUUGAAAUCACAGGGUUAUAAACCAGGAACUGUUACUUAUAACUCUCUGCUUCAAGUGUUUGGGAAAGCCGGAGUUUACUCUGAGGCUUUGAAUAUCUUGAAAGAAAUGGAGGAGAGUGGCUGUCCUCCUGACUCUGUAACUUAUAAUGAGCUUGUUGCUACUUAUGUGAGGGCGGGGUUUCUUGAAGAAGGAGCUGCUGUGAUAGAUACAAUGACUCGUAAAGGGAUAAUGCCGAAUGCAAUUACUUAUACCACUGUGGUUGAUGCAUAUGGGAAAGCUGGAAAGGUUGAUGAGGCUUUGGCUUUGUUCAAUUAUAUGAAGGUUUCUGGUUGUGUUCCUAAUGUUUGUACCUACAAUUCUAUCCUCGGGAUGCUAGGAAAGAAGUCAAGAUCAGAAGAGAUGAUAGAGAUAUUGUUUGACAUGAAGGUAACUGGGUGCUCCCCUAAUCGAAUCACAUGGAACACGAUGCUCGCAAUGUGUGGUAGUACUGGCAAGGAGAAGUUUGUGAACCGGGUUUUCCAGGAGAUGAAGCGAAGUGGUUUUGAGCCUGACAGAGACACGUUCAACACUUUGAUCAGUGCAUAUGGUCGGUGUGGUUCACGAAUUAAUGCUACCAAGAUAUUUGAGGAGAUGAUGGAAGCAGGAUUUAGCCCAUGUGUCACAACAUACAAUGCUUUUUUGAAUGCGUUGGCUAGAAAGGGAGAUUGGCAAGCAGCAGAAUCAAUCAUGCUUGAUAUGAAGAACAAGGGAUUUAAGCCUAAUAACACCUCUUACUCCUCAAUGAUUCAAUGUUAUGCGAAGGGAGGGAACAUGAAGGGCAUACAAAGAAUUGAAACGGAGAUAUAUCAAGGCCAAAUUUUUCCCAGCUGGAUGCUUCUAAGGACCCUUGUCCUUGCAAAUUUCAAAUGUAGAGCACUGUCAGGUAUGGAAAGGGCAUUCAAGGAGUUGCAGAAAAGUGGGUAUAAGCCCGAUUUAGUUGUAUUCAAUUCAAUGCUCUCGAUUUAUGCGAGGAACAAAAUGUAUGACCGUGCUCAAGAAAUUAUGCACUUGAUUCAAGAGAAUGGAUUGCAGCCUGAUCUAAUAACUUACAAUAGCUUGAUGGAUAUGUAUGCAAGAGCCGGGGAAUGUUGGAAGGCAGAAGAGGUAUUGCGAAACCUGCUGAAAAGCGGUGGAAAACCUGAUCUUGUGUCUUAUAACACGGUCAUCAAAGCAUUUUGCAGGCAAGGGUUGAUGCAGGAGGCAAUAAAGAUUAUGUCAGAAAUGACAACAAGAGGUAUACGUCCAUGCAUAGUCACCUAUAACACUUUCGUGGCUGGUUAUGCAGGGCGAGGGAUGUUUUCAGAGAUCGAUGAAGUUAUAAGCUAUAUGAUGCAGCAUGAUUGUUGGCCUAAUGAGCUGACUUAUAAGAUUAUUGUAGAUGGUUAUUGUAAAGCAAACAAAUAUAGAGAAGCUUUUGAUUUUGUUUCCAGAAUCAAGGAGAAGGAUAACUCUUUUGAUGAUCAAUCUUUGCAUCGGCUCAUAUCUCGCAUUAGGCAGGACGAGGAACUGUAACUUCCUGAUGUAAUUUUGUAUAAUAGGGAAUUUCAGAUGUCCCGUCUCUCAGUUUUGCUAUCUUUUUGUUUAGCCACUGUAAUUCAAGUGAGAUUCAUGAUAUUUUUUAAUAACAUGAUGAAAAAUUCUUUUAUAAGAAAUUAUACUUGAAUGUUACUGGUUGGUUCUCUUCUUCGGAAUUAAGCUCA